AUGCGCCAAAACUCAUCUCCGAUCAAAUUCAUGGCGGCUACCACCAUAACAGACCCACUAGUCAAACGGAAAACCAAAGUCUGUUUCUCCAUCGCCGCCUAUUCCAAAGACCUCAUCGCCAAUCUCCACCACCAUUCCAACGUUCCCAUCGACCAAGGUCUCACCCAACAAGAGCUCUCCGCCAUUGAAGCCUCCUUCAAUUUCGCAUUCCCUCCUGACCUUCGCUCCAUUCUCCGGGAAGGCCUCCCAGUUGGCCAAGGAUUUCCCAACUGGCGAUCGUCUUCCGCCCAACAACUCGAUAUCUUGAUUAACCUCCCAAUCUUGGGAGUUCUUAAGGAGGUCCACCGCCGAAAAUUCUGGGAUAACCGAUGGGGUAAUCGGCCGGAGAAAGAUGAUGAUGCUGUUCAAUUGGCUAAACAGUUCUUGGAAUAUGUCCCGGUUCUUGUUCCGGUUUACCGGAACUGUUAUAUCCCGACGAUCCCUUGUGUGGCGGGAAAUCCGAUCUUUUACGUGAACGGUUUGGAUGUUAGGUUGUGGAGUUACGACGUCGUUGGGUUCUUUCAGCAGACUGAGUUCAAAGGAGGGGUGCUGAGGCCGAGGAGUUUGGGUCAUUUUUUAAGUGUACCGUUAUGGGCGGCUACGGAGUCCAGAACGAUAGAAUUUUGGACGGAGUUAACUGAUCUCCGCCGUGUUACUCCGGUCAAUGGCGGAGAAACGGAAAAGAGGUGGUGGGGAGGGAAUGAGUUGCGGCGGUUUUUGGAGGAUGUUCGGUUGAAGUUAAGAAACGGAGGGUGGAAAGAGGCGGAUGUAGAUGAAAUGAUGAUGGUGAUGGAAAUGAAUGGCGGAGAUGAGAAAUCAUCAUCAUCAUCUUCAUCGCCGGCGCCGUCUCCGUCGUCGUGGUCAUCAUCGUCUGAUGAUGAGAGCGGCGGUGUAAAUUACGUUAGGAUGUUGUCGGGGAUGUUAUUGCGUGCGGGGUGGAGCAGGGGUGAUGUGAUGGAGUCGCUUGGUUGUUUGACUAUGGAGGAAGAUCGAACGGUUGAGAUUGAAAACGAGUGUGGUGGUGGGGAUUAUUUGUUUGACUUUGAGUACAACAAUUACAGUUGUGUUAGAGAGGGUCAAAGCCGGUGUUGA
This is a messenger RNA of Lactuca virosa, 1131 nucleotides long. The record is from the annotation of a GenBank genome assembly. NCBI's taxonomy places the organism in Eukaryota, Viridiplantae, Streptophyta, Magnoliopsida, Asterales, Asteraceae.